AUGAGCCAGACUGUUCUAAUUUUCGGAUUAGCCGGCGACAUUUUAGGAGGUCUCCGACCAACGAAACAAGGAAUGUGGGAGAAUUAGUCUGUUCUAGUCGAGAUUUUUCAUUUUUUCAAGACUACUCUGGAGUUUUACGCUGUCUAGAAGCUAUUUUUCGAAUAAAUAAUGCAAAAAAUUUGAAAAUUAGCCACAGAGCGCAUUUUCUCCUGAAAAAGGGCCUUAUUGGGUUUUCCUUCAAUCAGAGCAUGAUUCACGCGUUUUUCGACGAGUGAAGCAAAAGAUUAAGGCUUGAAUUACAAAAAAAUGUUUUUGAAUCAAAAAUGUAACUUAAAAAGUCGAUAGAACUGGACUUUUUAGUAUAAGUAUCUUAAUUUUAAGCUCACAACUUUUCGGAAAAAUUUUCAACUCGAAACGCUCAAAUAUCUCUGAAAUUUUCGAAAAUUAGCCACAGAGCGCGUUUUCUCCUUGAAAAGAGCCACAGUGUGUUCUCGUCCAAUCACCGGAUGAUUUUUGACAAAAAGAAGAAAACUAAAUAUUCAAGCCCUCGAAGUCGAUAGAACUGGACAAUCUUAGAAUUUUGAUAAUAAGCUUUCCCAUAAUCUUCCAGAAAUCCCAGAGAACUUCGAAAAUUAGCGCCAGAGCGCACUUUCUUCUUAAAAAAAGCCGAAGCCUGUCCUGGACCAAUUUUUUGAUCAUUCAUGCGUUUUCCGAGGGGUUUUUUCAAAAAAAAAAGUUUUAGCUCUUUUUAUGGUAUUCACUAUCAAGCUUACAACUUUUCCAAAACAUUUUUCAUUUCAAAUCGUUCGAAAAUCCCUCAAAAUUAGCCUCAGAGCGCACUUUCUCUUCGAAAAGAGCCACAGCAAAAAUUGGGACUCUAAGUUUCAAAAGAAAUGGUUUGGGCUCUCCUUGGUAUCCAAUAUCAAGCUUACAACUUUUCCAAACGACUUUUCAAUUUGAAUCGUUUGAGAAUCCCUCAAAAUUAGCCACAGAGCGCGUUUUCUCCUGCAAAAGAGCCACAGUGUGUUCUGGCCCAAUUUUUUGAUCAUUCAUGUUUUUUUUUCCGACGAGUAUUUUUUCGAAACAAUUUUCUAUUCGAAUAGUUCAAAACUUCCUCAAAAUUAGCCCCAGAGCGCACUUUCUCCUCGGAAAGAGCCACAGUGUGUUCUGGUCCAAUUACCAAAUGUGACUUAUCGAGGUGUCUGAGCAACGGAACAAACCGAUUUGUGGUCACCUUUCUUAUUAAUACUACGCGGUCUGAGUGAGGGUGUGUGUGUGUGAGUUAUCCCAGGUGUAAGCCGAAAAUAAGGGUCGAGUCUAAUUUCGGAGCAGCCGAUUAGAGUCGGCCGAGCAGAGAUGGAAUUGAUGAUCAAAAUAACACGGGCCCGCGUUUGGAAUGGCUCAAAACUUCCUUUAAAUAAGUAUGGCAGGCGCAAGUCGCUUGUGGUCGGGUGCGCCUUUAAAAUGACCGUUUUACAGGCGCUAGCCAUUCUCCGUACUUUUUUAAAGUGAGUUCUUAAGAGUUUUUUGUCGUUAGAAUGUCAAAUUUUGACUUGAAAGGAUUCAAGGGGUCAUUUUAGGGGUUUGGAGAAACAUAUGGUAUUGAAUACCGUGAAGAAUGAUCACUUGAGGGUUUUUGAUUCAAAUUGAUUCGAGGGAUCACUCGAGGGUUUUUGAUUCAAGGGAUCACUUAAGGGUUUUUGGAGGGGAAAUGGCAAAUUUCGAUUUGAAAAAGAUUCAAGGGGUCAUUUUAGGGGUUUAGAGAAUCAUGUGGUGUUGAAUACCGUAAAACAGAUUUUUAAAAAAUGAAAUGGAUCGGUCUGAAUGGAUUCAAGUGAUCACUUGAGGGUUUUUCUCAGAAUCAGUAGUGGUUUCUUAAGAGGUUUUCUUCUAAAUAUGGUCGGAAAACUCGAAAGUGGCCUCCUAAGGGUUUUUUUUUCAAGUGAACGCUUGUUUUUAAAGGACACGAGACAGUUAGUGAAAAAGAAAGCAGAAAAUGUUCGUUUUUGAAGGAUUUCAUCUCAUUUUUUGGCUAAAAGGUGCAAACGUUCAGUUUUUAUUGAUUUAUGGUAGAGUUUAAAUUUUUUCUAUUCUGAAAAAUAAGGAAUCGAAGCUUCAAAAGGCUGAUUCAGCGCACGGGUUACUGUACUUUUUGAGCAGAUCCAAAAUGUCUAGACCUACAUACGAAACAUCGGAAUUUUGUAGCGAAACUACAAGUUCAAAAGGUUGCAUAUUUCCAGGCCAUGAGAGGAGAAAAACGGACACGCUAGCCGUCUGCGCCCUCCGGGUCACUCGAUCUCUCAUCGGAGGGGCGGUCACCUUAUUUUCCGGCAACCGACCCGAGCCGAAUUCAAUCGUCCGACCAAACCGGCUCAAUCAAACUACACACACUUCGUCGUCUCUCGUCUCUUCGCAUGGGAACGUCUCUCGUCGCUCGGAGAAGCUGCCGACUUGA
Caenorhabditis auriculariae is the source of this 2455-nucleotide messenger RNA. The record is from the annotation of a GenBank genome assembly. NCBI's taxonomy places the organism in Eukaryota, Metazoa, Nematoda, Chromadorea, Rhabditida, Rhabditidae.